Dujonia railenensis is the source of this 1083-nucleotide messenger RNA. NCBI's taxonomy places the organism in Eukaryota, Fungi, Ascomycota, Pichiomycetes, Serinales, Debaryomycetaceae. The record is from the annotation of a GenBank genome assembly.
AUGGCUGGCAAGAAGCGGAAGAAUGAGUAUGUAGAUCCUUUCAAAGCAUUUGAGAUGGAGCGCGAAGCAAACACACAGCGUUUGUUGAAAGACAGGAAGUUAGUUAUCAAUAGAGGGGCAACAGCCGCAAACUCUGGUACUACACCUGAAACACUUGUUGGUAAGUCCAGAAAUACAAGUUCAAGGAAUCAGCAACCACAACCACAACAUAAACAGCCAAUAGAUAGUUCUUCUCUGGGAUGCAAAACUCCUACGGAUGAAAGUAAAAUAUCUAUGUCUAACAUUAGAGAGACUAUAUUUACACUCCAUACAAAUCCGGACGCUUCAACUCGUCCUCGAGCGCCUUUUUCUGAGGCACAUGCUGAGUGCGUAAACCCCACGAUAAAUCCGACCGGCAGGAAAGAAAAGACUCGAAUUGGAGUUCAAAAGCUUGGAAGUCUAAUUAGGAAGUCCGAAAUUUCUAAAGCUGCUUCAAAAACGGGAGCGCAUGCAAGAGUUAAUCAUUUCAUCGAGCAAUUGCUUUUUCAUUUCAGCUUCUCGGAAGCGCAGCUGGUUACCAAGUAUCUAGUAUAUUCAAAUAUAUAUAGACUAAUAGCUUGGUUUAAAAAUAAUCGGUUUGAAUUUAUUAAUGUGCACGACAACAUUGAUGAUCUAAGAGAUGCUGCCCAGUAUAAGCUAAUGGCACCAGAAAUGAGGCCUCGACUAGAAACGUCUCUCAAAAAUUUGCUAGCAAAAGCAACUGAAAAAACUGAUAAUGGAGAAAACACUAUAAUUUCCCGCGUCCUUAACAUGAGGUAUAUUCCGAAGGAUCUACGCAGGAACAAAGAAGAAGCACCUCCAACUCAUAUAGUAGAAGGCGCGAAAAGAGUAGGUAUAUAUAUGGUUGGCGCAAAGUUGAAAGAUAUUCAAACCAAGGAGUCUCUUGCUGUGCUAUUGAUGAAACCAGGUAGCAGAAUAAAUUUUUUAGUUGGUGAUUUGCUUAGCUUACCUGACAAGCCUAAGUAUACUCAACUCAUUGAUGAGAAAGAGUUUCCGGUAUACUUGACUUUUCAGAUAUUUCGGGAGCCUAGUAGUAAUCAUUAG